GAAGGAGCCCUUGAAACUUCUUCCCCCUUACGGAGAUAUUUCCUGGGCAAUACUUGAUAUGAAAGUAUUACCAAUCAUAUCAUACUAUCUUUCGACCCAUAGAUUACAGAAAUACUAUGAGAUCCCUAAUUGCCAGAUCAUCCAUAUGCUUCCAUUUUUGGAUUACAGGAGCUACUUGCCCCCAGCAGGAAUUGAACCAUGGACCUUAAGGACCUGUCCUGACGCCUUAGUCCACUGA
Acaulospora morrowiae is the source of this 238-nucleotide messenger RNA. Lineage: Eukaryota; Fungi; Glomeromycota; Glomeromycetes; Diversisporales; Acaulosporaceae. The record is from the annotation of a GenBank genome assembly.